AUGGGAUCUCUCAAGCUGGUUCAUUUUGUCUCGGAACCUUUCGGAGCGAUUGAUCAUUCUCCUAUCAUCAAAGCCCCUAUGACCACUGACACCCAACAUUUCAAUUCCAAAUUGCGCAGGUUUCCACCGUUGUUCAGAGUCACUUCAGUAUUUUCUUUUAUCAGACGCGGGGUGACUGUAAUGUUCGCUAUCGUCCACUGGGUUGACAGGAACAAUGUGAGAGAGAAAGAGAUACUGUCAAAUCUGUCACUAGCACAGCACAUAGUCAACAUUGCUGAUUUGAAAGACCAGGAAGACCCUACGGUAGAUCAAAAGCCACUCGAACGAGAAGCGAUGGUGAUGGAAUACCUCGAAAAUGGCAGCUUUGAGAUGGCAUUGCUGAAGUUGAAGAACAGGGGGGAAAACAAAACUCCCGCAACGUCUUCUGUGGAGUAUAUUUCUAUGCCGGCAGUCAUAAACUGA
Molecule: messenger RNA, 462 nt
Organism: Truncatella angustata
Lineage: Eukaryota; Fungi; Ascomycota; Sordariomycetes; Amphisphaeriales; Sporocadaceae
Exons: 1
Coding region: 1-462 (153 amino acids)
Source: RefSeq, a predicted model, not a curated record